Molecule: messenger RNA, 4064 nt
Organism: Leptomonas pyrrhocoris
Lineage: Eukaryota; Euglenozoa; Kinetoplastea; Trypanosomatida; Trypanosomatidae
Exons: 1
Coding region: 369-4064 (1231 amino acids)
Source: RefSeq, a predicted model, not a curated record
GACCCCACUCCUUAUUUCACUCAAACACUUUGAAUUUUCGUUCCACACAACCCUCAUUUUUUAUCUCCCCACAGAGAGCGAGGAAUAAACUGAACGAGACAGUUUCGCCGCAAAUUGCAACCCUACAUUUGUUAUACACCGAAGCAGUUUUCGACGCAACCUAACUCUCCUUUUUCCUGCUUUAACGAACACUACACAACUCUUAAGGACACACUCUUUUCAGUUUAUCUUUGGCUGUUUUGCUUUCUAUCUUCUCGUACGACGCAGUUCUUUACCCCAAUUGUGUGUAUUACUACAAAACAAAAGUACUACUACUAGGUUUAUCGGUUUUUUUUUUCUUCUUCUACGUUCCAACUCAACACGGAGCCAUGAUGGGCUAUGAGGGCCGCUCACUCCUCUUGAGCGACGGAGAGGAGUGGGUUAACAUUCCUUUCGUAGUGCGAGAAUUUAUGCGACAGCUUAACGACGAGGUUCAAGCCUCGCGCACUGUGGUGGAAUCUAUGCGUCAAGAGCAAAAGGAGGUAAACUUGCUUCUUCGACGAGUUAUCCAGAAGCAGGCCGAUCUCGAGAUGGACAACACUCGUAACACACUUUCUCUCAAUCGUGCAACACACACAACGCAAGACGAAAGACACAAACGCCACUCGGAGCAGAUCCAUUAUCUUCGCAAAAAACAGGAAAAGCUCGAUGAAAAGGUCCAGCAACUCACCGCAAGCGCCAGUACAGCUUCUCAAAUGGAAGCUGCCCUUACAAUCGGUCCUGGCAAUGCUGAACUCGCUGACAAAGUUAGCGUCUUGUCAGGCAAGGUGGAGAACUGUGACAAAGAGCUUCGGGAGCGUAUGAGGUCAUCCCGAGAUGCUCAACGCUCCGCGGAAAACCUGCUGUCGUCAAGUAUCGCUGCGGCUGCUUCUGAGAUGGAAAAGACUCUCAACGAACGUCUUAGCGACUUUGACGUGCGUAUGGUAGCCGCAGAAAAAGUCGCAGAGGUUCACCAAGAAAUACUUGAAGCUCAAAAACAGGAAAGCAAAGAGCUUCGAAGUCUGUGCGGCGAUCUCGCAGAUAUGGUGGAAAAAGAUCGACAAGUGAACAAAGAGCGACUUGCUGCUUGCUUCCAAAUGGUCGAAAAAGGCGAAACGCUCUGCACCGCGCAGCGAGUUGGAGUAGAGGCCGAUAUGAAUCGACUUGAAAGUGCAAUGAAGGCAAACGUGGAGAGGAUGCGCGGCGACGCGAAGUCUUCGUAUAUGGAGAUGCGAGACCUUGUCAAAGGAGAACAACACGUGGUUAUCCUACGUUGCAAUGAACUAGCGGAAGAGCUGCUGAGAGUAAAAGAGCAACAAAAGCUCCUGCAAGAUCAGCUGAUGAGCAACGAAACGGACUCCGCUACAGUGCGCGCUUUGAAACUUACAAAAGAACUGUCGGGGCGUAUCACUGACCUGGAGGCCCAAGCGGAGCAGCACGCAUCCGAUUAUGUACCGCGACGGGAGUUUCAAAAAAUCCAGCGAGAGACUCAGAAUGCACUAGACGCAUUGAUAGCUUCCUACGAGGAGACGAAGGCUGCUCUCCACAGCCAGAUCCAACAGCUGGGGAAGAGUGUGAGAACAGUACAAGCGGAGCACGGCGAGGAUAAUGACUGGCUACACAACGAGCUCGGGCGGCUGGGAACGGUGGUGAGCUACGGCACCCAACAGCGUGAAAAGCAAGAGAGGCAGGUAACUUCUUUGUGCGACAUUGUGCACAACCUUUCGGUAGCUGUCGGAGUCUGCCAGACUGACCUAGCAAAAAGCAUUUUAAGCACCUCAGAGGCGAAAGCAUCAGCCGCACCAGCAACCUCUGCUUCCCAUGCAACUGCUGCCGUCACCACCACGACGACGGAGACUACCAACGGUGAGGUACGUCUCCCCCCAUCGUGGGAAGCUUGGCGAUUGCACAUAACGAAUGAAGUAGAAACAAAGUUCUCUACAACUUCAACACUGCAGCAGCGAUGCGAGCGCUUGUCUCAUCAGCUCAACGAGUUGACGGCUAAGGUUGAUGGCGGCGCCAGAUAUGCCCAGUCGAUUGCGUCCCAGCACUUGGACCAGGUGCGACAAAGCGUCAGAGAUGAAGUGAGUCAGCAGCUCCAGGCGCACGGUGCGCUGCGCGAGAUCACUCCCGCCUUGGCAGAGAUCGAAGCGGUAAAGCGUCGGGUGGCCGGUCUUGAGCUGGAGGUGCAGUCUGCAGCCGCGCGCACGGAGCGGUGGCGCACAGAGGACGCAGGCGGUCUCUCCGAUGGUGGUCCUGGCGGUGUUUCUUCUGACCUGCUACGCCGUCUCGUUUUUGCGGAAAGCAGCGUCGAUGACUUCAAACACCGCCUGCUUGAGUUAAAGGAACAUGUGAUGGAGUUCGAGCAGCAUCGCAACAGUGUUACGCGUACUAUGCACCAGCUCGAGACACGCUUGUACGAUCAGGAACGUGUUGUGACAAAGUUAGGAACCGAUCUGACAACCGCGCUCGAGAGCCUUCUGCGCACUGAGGAGUCCUUGUCGCAGCAUAAAGGCACACUUGCGGCCCAGAUGACGGAGGUGCGCACACUGCCGGACAGAUGGCGGGAGGAAAUGACAGCUUUCGCACAGGCAAACGCAAACGCCGCUACGCCGAAUACCGCAUUCAACGCCGUGACAAACAAGGCAGAUCACUUGCAAGCAGAGGUGAACAAGUUGUUCUCGCUUGUGGAGCAGACGUCCGCCGAGAUGAACCACAAUCUCGCACAGCAGAUGGGAUCCGUUCGGGCAGAGCUCGACACACUGCACCACGACUGCACAGCCGAGAUUAGCAGGUGCUGCGAUGGGACGGCUCGAUGCACGAAAGCGGCAACGGAAGCAGCUGCGCGAGAAAGAAAAGAGUCCGAGAUUGUCUACAAUGAGCUGCGACGGCGUUUCUCAGACCAGGACAACGAGGUGCGCGCUCUCUCAGAACGCCUCAGCGCGGUGGAGACCGGCGCGGCUGCUCACGGGUCGACUCCCCACGAUGCACCCGUCGCGACACCGGAAUCAGCAACAGCAACAACAGCAGCAACAACGCUGUCACCGCCUCAGGAAUCCGAAGUGGCGCUUGAACGGUGCACGGAGGAACUGCGCGCCUGCCAUCGUCGAUUGGAUGCGCAACAGCAGCGCAUUGGCACGCUUGCCGAUGAAGUGCUGAAUGCGGUGACUGAGCAAGACGAGGCAGCUCGACGGGGGUGGCAGGUGAAGGUAGACACCCUGCGUGACGAGGUGAUGGCGUGGGUAACAGCCUAUGUCGCAGCUCAAAUCAAGAAGUAUCGCGGGGAGAUGCGAGCGUUAGCGGAGGAUGCCGCUCGCACAGCUUCGUCAAAUUUGGGACAAGUCUCGAUGCCCGCAGAGAAGCCAACAAGAGGUGAUGACGAAAUCAGUACCGCCGAAUUGCGAAAACACAUUGACAGCGUCCAGCGCAACUUGGAGCAUCGGCUGGACGGAACGCUUUCGGCGCAGCGACGUGAGCUGGACGACGUGGCGCGCCGAGUUGAAAGCGUGCACAUGGCACACGCGGAGCUGCGUCGCGAGGUCCGAGACGACUUAGCGACACAACAGGAAGAUCACGCGGCCAUCGUGAGGGAGCUUCGAGAUGCACUGGACGACGUGAAAGAGAGCAACGCAGCCGCCAGCUCCACCGUGCCUCCUCUUCCUUCCUCGGCUCCCUCACCGCUCGCUGGAGGACGGAAUUCACCGUCUGCGCAGCUCAACGAGACAGCAGAAAGGGAAACGGCCAGAAAAUGGAAGGACGAUGUGCUGCAGCGUGUCCAUGCGGAGUUUUACAGCAAGUCGUUGCUUGAGGAGCGAUUGGAAAACAUUUGGUCCUCCAUGGUCAGCCUUCUCGCGCGGAAGGAGGACAUGGCCGCCGUGAACGAGAAGCUGAGCGGGCUGCAUCGACUCAUGCAGGAGGAACUGCAGAUUGAGAUGGAGAAACUCGAAGAGCAGCUUGCAGGCCAGCUUGCCGAGAAGGUGAAUUUAACGAGCCUGCAAGAUAUUCUGGAGGACCACUUCAUGGAUCCCCAAUCCGCUGCGUCGUAG